Messenger RNA from Ceratotherium simum simum (southern white rhinoceros), 478 nucleotides. Its product is annotated as keratin-associated protein 19-5-like. NCBI's taxonomy places the organism in Eukaryota, Metazoa, Chordata, Mammalia, Perissodactyla, Rhinocerotidae. The record is from RefSeq and is a predicted model, not a curated record.
ACUCAGGAUCUUGCCUUGAACAGCAAACCAACUCAUCACUCCUGACACCAUGAGGCACCUCAGCAACUACGACGGAAGCCUGGGCUAUGGCUUUGGAGGCUUCAGUGGCCUGGGAUCUGGCUAUGGCUGUGGAUGUGGCAGCUUCCCCCAACUGGGCUAUAGAGGCUUUGGAUUUGGCUCUGGCUUUGGAAGCUACGGAUAUGGCUGCUCCCGCCCAUCAUGCUAUGGAGGUUAUGGAUUCUCUAGCUUCUACUGAACUACGCUCUGGUAAUGCAAAAUCUGUUACCAUGAGUGGAUUUGCCACCACAGUCUUCAAUCAGUGGACUGAGAUUACCCUAGGCCUAUUUAGCAACCUGAGAAUAUCAGAGAAUUUAUUAAUGUAAGCAUGUCUGCAUCAUGUCUACUGGCAUCCUCAGCUUGGGCACUAACAGAUGAUGUAUGUUGAAUACCAGUAAAUGACUUAAUUUGAAAUAGAAAA